AUGGGCAUUCUCUGCGUCUUGGUUUCGUGUUUGGCAAUACUGGAUGUGGCUAUAUCAGUCCCGGCAAGCACUUCGAAGGGCGCAGUGGCUCCAAAUUCAACACCAGCUGGUCAAACGCCCGUUGCGAAGAAAUUGGGGAACGCCAACAGUACUGAGAAUGAAAUACUUGACAUCCCCGACGAGGAUUGGGUGUUCGAAAAUAAAACAGCAGUGGACACGCGUAGGAUACUGUACAGCAAAAGAGUCCCCGUUGGCAAGAGACCUUACAUGGUGUACCUCCAGCUGACCAAGCAGUCUGCGAAAGCGCACAAGUACCGCGGCUGGCUCUGCGGCGGCGUCAUCGUCUCGCCGUACUACGUCCUGACAUCGGCGGCCUGCGUCGAGGACGCGGACCACUUCUACAUAGUCUCCGGCACCACCAAGUUCGUGGACAGCUUCGACUACAAGAGCGACGACUGCGUGUGCAAGCACAGGCGCAAGGUCGUCUGGAAGUGCGUGCCCAAAAACUACAAAUUCGACUUUCAAGACAGCAUCAAGUGGUCCUCAAACGAUAUCGCUAUAGUCAAAGUCAACAAGGCGUUCAAGUUCGGCGUGGUUGAGAAAGGCUGCGAAUUCGCUACGGAUCUAGUUUGCUACAACAAUGUCAGCAGGGAGCUAGAGAAAGCCGGCACUAAGGGCUACAUCGCAGGCUGGGGGAGCGGGAACACAUUCAGAGAAGGAGUUUACCGUCGCCAAGCGGUGCACAUACCGAAGAACGCGAAGUACCUCCAAGAAGCGAAGGUCUGCGUUAUGGAUAACGAGCAGUGCGCCAAGAAGUGGGCACAGAAGUUCAGGGACAUCAUCACUCAGUACAUGAUCUGCACCAAGGACGUGAUGAAGCGGCUCAGCGAGGUUUGCGAUAAAAAGUACGCAAACUGCACGGAAGUGGAGAGCCGUAGGGAAAACGACGAUGAUUUCCCCAUAGGCCCACAUAAUGUUGACUUGGGCAGGCAUUUGCGAGACCCCGACGAUUAUACUGCCAGACGGACUACCUCCGGAGGAUUCUGCGAGAAUGACCACGGAGGUCCGUUCGUGGUUAAAUACCAAGGGAAAGAGCGCGUCAUUGGAAAUGACCACGGAGGUCCGUUCGUGGUUAAAUACCAAGGGAAAGAGCGCGUCAUUGGAGUGAUCUCCGCUUGCAAAAUAGACCCGAAGACCCACAGCUGCCACGGGCCCUUCCUCUACACGUCCGUCUUCAAGAACAGGCAGUUUAUCUCAUGUGCCAUCAACAAAGAUGUCGAGGAGAAUUGCCGACGAGUGUUCAGAUCGGGCAUAACUCACGAGGAGUGGACCGUUAAUUGGGAAAAUGUCGACGAAGACGAUGACAACCGCGAUGUCAGCGGAGACGGAAGUUCCAAUGGCAGCGACGAAACACGUCAUCUCAAAGAUAACAACAAAUUCGACAAAAAAGAGAGCUCAGACGAUUCCAGCUCGAAUGAGAGUAAGGAGGCGGCCAAAACUAGCAAGAGGGACAAGAAAGAGAAGAAAGUGGAGAGGGAAUCGAGCAAUCGGAAGCGGGAGAAAGGGAAGAAGUCAAACAAGCGCGCCUCCAAGAAGCAGAAGUCCGACUCGAAGAAGGGGAAACGCAAUAAGGAAAGUGAGAAGCAAAAAGCCGACAACUUCUACGAGUCCAGCCGCGAUGAUAACAUCAACGACCCCGACAGCGAA
Molecule: messenger RNA, 1707 nt
Organism: Iphiclides podalirius (scarce swallowtail)
Lineage: Eukaryota; Metazoa; Arthropoda; Insecta; Lepidoptera; Papilionidae
Source: the annotation of a GenBank genome assembly